Messenger RNA from Closterium sp. NIES-67, 344 nucleotides. NCBI's taxonomy places the organism in Eukaryota, Viridiplantae, Streptophyta, Zygnematophyceae, Desmidiales, Closteriaceae. The record is from the annotation of a GenBank genome assembly.
AGGGAAUGGCAGAUGGACGCCGACAGGCCGAGGCGAAACACGAGACUGCGGAGAGGGCAAAGAGAAGACGGGAGGAGAGAGAGAGAGAGAGAGAGAGAGAGAGAGAGAGAGAGAGAGAGAGAGAGAGAGAGAGAGAGAGAGAGAGAGAGAGAGAGAGAGAGAGAGAGAGAGAGAGAGAGGGGCCGGCGGAGAGAGGAAAAUAGCAGCGCUGUCACAGGGGAUAGACAGGCGGAUAGGGGGAGAGGGCAAGAAGCACGCUGCGAUGGAGGAGGAGGAACGGAGGGAGAGGGCGCAGGGACGGGAGGAGGGUCGCAGCUGACUUAGGAUGUAUCCUAACCCGCGUC